Microcebus murinus (gray mouse lemur) is the source of this 6967-nucleotide messenger RNA. The record is from RefSeq and is a predicted model, not a curated record. NCBI's taxonomy places the organism in Eukaryota, Metazoa, Chordata, Mammalia, Primates, Cheirogaleidae.
AUGAUCAUGCCACUGUAAUCCAGCGUAGGGUGACAGAGUAAGACCCUAUCUGAAACCAAAAAUAAGUUAAUUACCUACCUUCUGAUAAACCUGGGAAGCAUCCAAAUGUUUUUAGAAAGCUUUUAAUCACAAAGGCUUAAAAUCUUUAAAAAUUGUUUUGGCACUUUUAUUAAAUGUAGUAAACUUUAGUGUAUAUGUGUGUAUGUACACACAAACACACACAUAUACUAAGACUAUCCCUUAAGAUAUAUAUGUAUAAAACUUAGUAGAAUACUUCAUUCCUCCAUACACAAGACAAGCAAAUCAUUUAUUAUCAUUUUCAGAAGAGGUUUUAUAGUGUACUUAUCCGUAUCUCCAGGCCUGAGAUAAUGAGGCUAUUCCAUGAAUAUUAAGUCAGGAAACCAAGGAGAACACAAGAACCAGAUAUACUAUUUGUGGCUUGUGUAAAACCAGCAAUAGUUUACCUGAUGUCCACAGUUAUGGGCACUGAAGAUGACUGUCCUCCAUGAGUUGUCAUGGCUGUUCCCAGUUAGGUGGCGGAGUGCGGCGCCCCCUGCAGGAGGGGCUGAUAAAGCCAUGCUGCUUGCCUGGGGGAACCCCGCUGCCUGGAGCGUGCAGUGUGGGAACUGGAGUUUUUCUAAGAGGUGUACUAAAUAACACAAAUGCAAGUCCAGAGUACAAGGCCAGACCCUUUACUAUUGCAGGGACUCAAAAGUGUGCUGGUUUAAAGGCCCCAUAAGCACGCUUAGGAAGUGAAUAUUUUCCACUGUUAUUUCGGGCUCUGGAGUCCUAUCACAAGCAGAGUUCCCUCCCUCCUCAGCACUGGGGUGCAGGGACUCACGUGUGAUUCAGACACCGCCCACAACACUCUGGCCUUAACCCUUGGAAGAGACAGCCCUAUCCUUGCAACCAUUAGAUAGGGCUGCUACUGGCCAGUGCUGAGGGCAGCCCCAGCUCCACCUUGGCUGUGUCCCCCGUGCCGGGAAUCUCGGGGAAUAGUCAGGGAUUUGGCAAAGUUCCUGGUGAAUGGAUGGCGCCUGUGAGCACUGGGGUCGCAUUGCUCAGUGUUGCCAGACACAUGCUGUUGCUGCUUUCUCAUUCUUCCUCAAGAAAGAAGGGCCGUUUCAGAGAAGAUUUUUACAUAAAGAAGGAAACACAUAACACAUAACAUAAACACUAAGCUCCGUAUCUUUACAUGUCCAGAACUUAAAAACAGAGGAAAGGAUUCACUUUCCCCAAACUUUUGCUUCUUGGGUGAGAAAUAAAUGUAAAUCUUGUGUCUAAUUCCCCUGAUUUUUCAGACUUAGCUAAGGCAGAAAACCAAUCCAUUGCAUUAUCGACUAGUAUCAUUAGCUUGAGGUUAGGGACCCGCCGUUCUCUCUGAAGCAGGCCUGCCUUCCCCUCUCUGCUUGUAUAUUAUCCUUCUAUCAUUUUUCCUUGUGCACCCUCUCUCUCUCCCCUUUGAUAUGGUAAUGAUCUUGCACAAGAAAAGCCAUUUUUUUAUAUGAGUGCUUAAGGAAUUAAAGGUGAGUGAGAAGGUGGAGGGUGUUAAGAAGGAUGGCAGUUUGUCAUUAAAAAAUAAAUAAGUAUACCCCUUGGAAUUAAAAAGAAAGCAAGCCGGCAAAAGGGGAGGGGGGGAAGACAGGCGGUGUCUCUCCAAACACAGGAGCCAGUCUUACUAACAGGCUGGCUUAAAGCCCUCUUAACAAUGUGCACUUGCUCUCCCUCGCUUGUGGAUUGAUUUCCCUCUGCCCUCCACAGACCUGGCUGCAGUUAAGCCUUGUGUCCUCCACGUGAUGCUGAGCCGAAUCAGAUUUUCCUUUUAGUUGUUCGAUCAAAUUUUCCUUCCUAGAGCUUAGAAGGCACACUUGGGACCAUAUAGUAAUUGCCUCCCCACACUGAACUGCUGAUACCUUUAUUGGAUUGGCACAGGGUUUCAGAGGACUGUGUUUAACAUGCAGUGAGCCGCAGCAAUGCAAACAGCUUCAGUGUUUAAACAAGCAUCCAUUAGGCCAGGAAACAAGGCAGUGCCAGCCCAUUUGGUGCUCUGUAGUGCUGGCAGCUUAAGCUCCAAGAGACUGUGAAAAGGAAGUUGGAAGGAGCCCGAUCACCUCUUAAUGGAGACCAGCAGAAUGGUGCUUGCGAUGGGAAUUUUUCUCCCACUAGCAAGCGGAUUCGAAAGGACAUUCCCACGGGGAUGGAAGCCAUCAACAAUUUGCCCAACAGCCUGCCACUGCCUUCAGCUUCUCCUCUUCACCAACUUGACCUGAAGCCUUCUUUGCCCUUGCAGAACAGUGGAACUCACACUCCUGGGCUUCUGGAAGAUCUAAGUAAGAAUGGGAGGCUCCCUGAGAUUAAACUUCCUGUCAACGGCUGCAGUGACUUGGAGGACAGCUUCACCAUCUUGCAGAGCAAGGACCUCAAACAAGAACCUUUAGAUGACCCUACUUGCAUGGACACAUCAGAAACAUCUCUCUCAAAUCAGAACAAGCUGUUCUCGGACAUCAAUCUGAACGAUCAGGAGUGGCAAGAAUUAAUAGAUGAAUUGGCCAACACGGUUCCUGAAGAUGACAUACAGGACCUGUUCAAUGAAGACUUUGAAGAGAAGAAGGACCCGGAAUUCCCGCAGCCGGCAACUGAGACCCCUCUCUCCCAGGAGAGCGCGAGCGUGAAGAGUGACCCCUCUCACUCCCCUUUUGCGCAUGUCUCCAUGGGCUCUCCCCAGGCGCGGCCUUCUUCUUCUGGUCCUCCCUUUUCUACCGUCUCCACGGCCACCAGUUUACCUUCUAUCGCCAGCACUCCCGCAGCUCCGAACCCCGCCAGCUCACCAGCAAACUGUGCUGUCCAGUCCCCCCAGACCCCAAGCCAAGCCCACACUCCGGGCCAAGCUCCAGCUCGGCCUGGCAAUGGUUAUCUCCUUAAUCCGGCGGCAGUGCCCGUGGCCGGCUCAGGGUCAGGCCCUGUGGCUGUGCCCAGCUCUGACAUGUCACCGGCGGAACAGCUCAAACAGAUGGCCGCGCAGCAACAACAGAGGGCCAAACUCAUGCAACAGAAGCAGCAGCAGCAACAACAACAGCAGCAGCAGCAGCAGCAGCAACAACAGCAGCAGCAGCAGCACUCAAACCAGACUUCAAGCUGGUCUCCAUUAGGGCCCCCGUCUAGUCCAUAUGGAGCAGCUUUUCCUGCAGAAAAACCAAAUAGCCCAAUGAUGUACCCCCAAGCCUUUAACAACCAAAACCCUAUAGUGCCUCCCAUGGCAAACAACCUGCAGAAGACGACAAUGAAUAACUACCUCCCUCAGAAUCACAUGAAUAUGAUCAAUCAGCAGCCAAAUAACUUGGGUACAAACUCCUUAAACAAACAGCACAAUAUUCUGACUUACGGCAACACUAAACCCCUGACCCACUUCAAUGCAGACUUGAGUCAGAGAAUGACACCCCCCAUGGCCAACCCCAGCAAAAACCCCCUGAUGCCAUACAUCCAGCAGCCGCAGCCGCAGCCGCAGCAGCAGCCGCCGCCACAGCUCCAGGCUCCCAGGGCACACCUGAGCGAGGACCAGAAGCGCAUGCUUCUCAUGAAGCAGAAAGGAGUGAUGAAUCAGCCCAUGGCCUACGCCGCGCUUCCGUCCCACGGCCAGGAGCAGCACCCGGUCGGGCUUCCCCGGACCACAGGCCCCAUGCAGUCUUCUGUGCCGCCAGGCUCGGGGGGCAUGGUCUCCGGAGCCAGUCCCUCGGGCCCCGGCUUCCUGGGCAGCCAGCCCCAGGCCGCCAUCAUGAAACAGAUGCUCAUGGAUCAGCGGGCCCAGUUGAUGGAGCAGCAGAAGCAGCAGUUCCUGCGGGAGCAAAGGCAGCAGCAACAGCAGCAACAGCAGCAGCAGCAGCAGAUUCUGGCCGAGCAGCAGUUGCAGCAAUCACACUUACCCCGGCAGCACCUCCAGCAACAGCGGAAUCCGUACCCGGUGCAGCAGGUCAAUCAGUUUCAAGGCUCUCCCCAGGACAUAGCAGCUGUGAGAAGCCAAGCAGCCCUCCAGAGCAUGCGAACAUCACGGUUGAUGGCACAGAACACAGGCAUGAUGGGCAUGGGCGCCUCCCAGAACCCGGGGACAAUGGGCACAGCAGCAGCCCAGUCAGAGAUAGGACUGGCCCCGUAUAGCACCACGCCUACCAGCCAACCAGGAAUGUACAGUAUGAGCACAGGAAUGACCCAAAUGUUGCAGCACCCAAACCAAAGUGGCAUGAGCAUCACACACAACCAAGCCCAGGGACCGAGGCAGCCUGCCUCUGGGCAAGGGGUCGGAAUGGUGAGUGGUUUUAGUCAGAGCAUGCUGGUGAACUCGGCCAUCACCCAGCAGCACCAGCAGAUGAAGGGGCCAGUGGGCCAGGCCUUGCCUAGGCCCCAAGCCCCUCCGAGGCUUCAGAGCAUUAUGGGAACAGUCCAGCAAGGAGCACAAAGCUGGCAGCAGAGGAGCUUGCAGGGGAUGCCUGGGAGGACUAGUGGAGAAUUAGGACCAUUCAACAAUGGCGCCAGCUACCCACUUCAAGCUGGCCAGCCGAGACUGACCAAGCAGCACUUCCCACAGGGACUGAGCCAGUCAGUCGUGGACGCCAACACAGGCGCCGUGAGAACACUCAACCCGGCUGCCAUGGGUCGGCAGAUGAUGCCAGCACUCCCGGGGCAGCAAGGCACCAGCCAGGCGAGGCCGAUGGUCCUGUCUGGCCUGAGCCAGGGUGUCCCUGGCAUGCCAGCAUUCAACCAGCCCCCGGCACAGCCGCAGAUGCCCAGUGGCAGCUUUGCUCCCGGCAGCCAGAGCCAAGCCUACGAGCGGAACCCCCCUCAGGACAUGUCGUACAAUUACAGUGGUGAAGGAGCCGGGGCUACCUUCCCUGGCCUCCCGGACAGUGCGGACCUCGUGGACUCCAUCAUCAAGGGCGGGCCAGGGGACGAGUGGAUGCAGGAGCUUGACGAAUUGUUUGGUAACCCCUAGUCCAGAGGGGCCCCCGGGAGCCACAAGCCUAGUGGUUAAAGCUUAAACAGUGAAAAAGAAACGGGAUGUUGGCCCAUCCUUGUUUUUUGUUUUUUUGACCCACGUAAACUGAGCAAAACUGCAGCUGGCUGACAGUGGAAGAUCCAGGUGCCAAUCCACAGUCCCGCUGGGCAUCGUUUCACCUGAUUUUCACACAGCAACCAAGAUGAGAUGCCAUGCAGAUCCCUGCUGCGAGAGGGAGCCACGGGAUGGGCCGGAGGGCAAGACGCAGCCAGCCGGAGCCCCUGCCCGGCCCUCCCUGUGGUGGUCUUGACCGGCCAGCGCUGCUCCAGCCAAGAGGGCCUGUUGCCCAAGCGAAGUGUCCGGGAGCCCCUCCUGCCCCAGGUCCGGAGACUGCAGCUUUGGAGACACGGAAGAGGCAGAGCCUCAGCCAGGGAGGGCCCCACAGAGGCUGCUGGGCGGUGGCACAGGCCAAGUGCACAGGUCAGAAUGCACCGAACCCUGGGUGGAAAGAGGCGGAAGGCUUCAAGACAUGCUACUGAAUUUGGGGGGUAGGCACAAAAAACAGCGAGAUGCUCACAGGGAGAUGACAAAGGGUCCUGCUGGCCCGUCUGUGUCCUGCCACGUGGUGACCCCUGGGAAUGAGCUGGUGAUGAGCUGGUGCCUCACAGGGAUAGCCAACUGAGUCUGGAGAAGGGGCAGUCCGGCAGUCCAGCGGGCCGCCUUCUGCUGGGGACCGUGGUGGCAUCACUCCAGGUCGGGCUGGAGCCUCCUGGGGGCCUGGUGCAAUACCAGUGUUCGCAGGUAGUUCACAUCUGCUUCGGGGGCCCCAGGGUGGAGAGACCCCAGCUGGCUUCCGAGUGUCUGCCAGCCUGGCCGCCCUUGUCCCCCACCCCUGCCGUGAUUCCUCCUGGCCUCCACCCCAGCCUGCCCUUGCUUCUCCUCACAGACAAUCCAAGGAGAAGGGACACUUCUGUCUUUCGGGAGCCUAGGCAGGGUCCAAAUAAAUGCAAGAAGAACUUAGACAAUGCCUGAAAUGCAAAGGCAACACUGGCGUUUUCUUUCUCUCCAUGUGUGGAGUUGAAUGAAUGUCUCCGCCUGGAACCCAGAGGGUGGCUCUGACGUGUGGGCGUCAGUUCACAGGAGCCGCAUCUGAUGCUCCUGGUGUCCCCAGGCAGGAGUGGCCUGGAGGUCACUGGGAUUCCGGCUCCUUCCAGGAAAAUUCCGGGGGUGAUGCUCUAAAAUCAGCCUUGCCCAUCAUCUCUACUCAUUGGAAAUGCAAACAUAAAAACAGAUGGAAGAGCUAAAACAUCAGUUGCUCCACCUUACAAAUCUGGAUGAUCAACGGGGGGGGAAGAUAUGGUUCCUUUCCUAUGGGCAAAAUUAUCCACUUCGAAAGUUCUGUACAGUCGUUCUCUUUGUAACCCACUCACAUCUGCCCUAAGUGAAAACUGUCGGAAGGAAUCGACAGUAUCCUCUGUAGCCGGGCUAGUCUCUGUGGUCCUUGCCUCCCCUCCCACCACCCGCUCUUGGAAGCCAUAGGCCCAAGUGUUGUCCUAAGUAAAAGUGGCCUGUCCCCUCCUGCCUCCGGGUCCCAGACAGCGGCUCCCUUCUGUGCACUGCCACGUGCUCACGCGGCAGGGCUGGAGCGUGCGAGGGCCGGACGGGUGCGCUUGGGCAGUCCUGACAAUGCCAGUUCCAGUGGAAGGCUGGGGCCGAGGGGCUUGGGGAGGAGGCAGGAGGGCAUACAAAGCCCUUGACUUGCUCUCCACAUACCCAGGGUUCUAGAUCUGCUCAGCGAGGGGCAGGAUGUGAGGCAUGCCAGGAGGGUGAGCACCCAGGCAGAGGCUAUGUCCCCUCUCCAAACAGGUGGCAGCAGGGUGACCCUAAACUCCUUGAACUGGGGAGGGAUGCCACCAGGGAAACUCUGUAAGGAAGCAGAUAAAAACCAAAAAAAAAAAAAAGGAAACAGACAAGAAGACA